GGGAGGGAGGGAGGGAGGGAAGGAAGGAAGGAGGGACAGCAGCGUCCCCGCGUCCCUGCAUCGCCCGUCCCCGGCCUGCCGGAUGCUGCCGGGGCAGCGGCGAGCCGAGGCGCUGCGGGGCUCCCGGCUGCAGAUGUGCUGUGGUAACCCGUGCCCUGCCAGCAGCUCCUGCCUGCCUUAGCCAGCGUCCUGCCAGCCAUGGCCUCAGCGCCCCAGUGAGGGACAAAAGGACGAGGAGAGAGUGUCCCCAACAGUGCCACAUCCCCUGGGACAGCCAUGGAGGCCCCUCUGGAUGUGCCUGUAGGGAACCUCAUUGACUUUGACAGCGAAACGCCCGCCUGUGACCCCUCAGAGCCGGCUCCCGCUGCCCCCAGUGACAACGGCCACCGAGGGGAUGACAACGGUGACACGGGGGACACAGGGGACGUGGCUGCGGAGGAGAGCGAUGCCACCGAGUCGGCAGACAGCGAGAACGACAUGGGGGGCUCUCCCCAGCACUGGGGCGGCCCCCGGCGCUCCUCGUCCAACGAGUCCCUCUCGUCCGGCCAGAGCGCGGAGUCGGCGCCGCGGGACGAGCGCAGGGAGUUCAUGCGGGGUUACGUGGAGAAGAUCUUCACUGGGGGAGAGGAUUUGGACCAGGAGGAGAAGGCCAGGUUUGGGGAGCUGUGCAGCAGCGAGGACGGGAAGGGCAGGGAGUGGUUUGCCAGAUACGUGAGCGCCCAGCGCUGCAACUCCAAGUGUGUCUCAGAGCAGACCUUCUACCGCCUGAUGCAGUCCUUCGCCCUCGUGCUCUUUGAGUGUCACCAGAUGGACGAUUUCAGCCCUGCCAAGAACCUCAUGACCAUGUGCUUCACCUAUUACUACAUAGGGAAGCCCCAGGCCCUGCCCCUGGAGGCCAAGGAGAAGCCCACGGGCAGCAUCGACUCGUACCUGAAGUCAGCCAACACGUGGCUGGCUGAGAAGAAAGACAUUGCAGAGAGGCUGCUGAAAAACACCUCAGCCAAGACAGAGAACGUCAAGGGCUUCUUCGGGGGCCUGGAGACCAAACUGAAGGGUCCUGGCAGCAAAAGGAGCGAAGAAGGUGAGGACAAACCAAAGGAGAAGCUGAAGAAGACAGUGUCCCUGCAGAGCCCAGAGGAGGAGAAGAAAGGGGAGAAGAUCUACCUGUACAUGCACCUCAAGCAGCAGCCGAUCUGGCACAACCUCCGUUUCUGGAACGCCGCCUUCUUCGACGCCGUGCACUGCGAGCGCAGGAAGAGAUCCCCCACCACCAGAGGGAACCCUGGGGAGGAAGAGGAGAAGAGGGAGAAGUGGUGCCACAUGACGCAGGAGGAGCGCGACGACAGCCUGCGCUUCAACGAGAACAUCACCUUCGGGCAGCUGGGCACCUUCAUCCACAACAUGCUGGCCUUUGGCCUCAACAAGAAGCUCUGCAGUGACUUCCUGAAGAAGCAGGCGACCAUCGGCAACCUGGACGAAGAGCAAUACAAGCUGCUCAGUGACCACAUCGAGCAGAUGGCCCCGGAGUAGCCGCUGGGCAGAGGCGGAGACGGCGGCCGGCCAGGUGGGGAGGGAGAGGAGCCCACCCUGGGGCUACCUGAGACCGCAGCUGGGCUACCGACAAACCAAACCGCACCACGAGCUGCAAUAAAACCUGCAUGAUCGUCCAUCAAACUCUAGAGCUGCCCCAGGGCAGCCUGUAGACAUAGGAGCCAAGCAGCCCCCGCCCUCGCCAGACCCUCCCGCCUCUGUUGUCGGAGUAGACGCUCCCAAAAGUGAAUUUGGUUGGUUAAAAGGCAAAACAAAACACGAGGGGAAGGCAGGAAGAGCGUGGCAGUGCAGCCCCCAGGCGCUGUGUGUGCAGCACUCCCAUGAUGAGGGCUCUGGUGGUAAAUCCAGAGGGGUCCAAGGCUGCCUUUCCCUGCUGGAGUCCCCUCGCUGAUGCUGGAGGUGAUGGCAGGGACCACAGCCAGGAGCUGGGGCUGCCCCCAGCCACCCCUCAGCGAGGUUCUGUGCUGUCUGCAGGGUGGCACCACUGCCUGGGGACAUGGGCAGGGUGGCGCCUUGCUGGGGACAGAGGUGGGGAUGGCAGAGCUCUGCUGCCACCCUCCCUGGGAGCUGGAGGGAAAUCCUUCCCUUGGGAAGCCUUCACCGUGCUGCCUGUGUGGGUUUGCCCCUCUGGGCAGAGGCACAGCACUUUGCUCCAUAUCAUUAGCCUGGAUCAGUAGGAAAAAAGCCAUGGCCUUGGGCAGGAUUGCAGGCAGAGGCAGAGGAGCUCUGCCUGCCUUGGGAGGAGGUGACAAAACCUCAUCCCUCUCCCUGCUGCCCUGUCAGUGCGGGGAUGCUGCUGCGUUGUGACAUUUCCCAAAGCCUCCCGGCACCCUGUGGCAGUAGAUUAAUGUCCUCCUUCCCCAGGCUGCUCCUCUCUGCCCCCUCCUUUGCUCCAGCUGCUCAUCCAUCAAACCUGAAGCAGCCCUGUCCAAAGGACACCUCCUGCUCUGCUCCAGGGGCUGCAGGUCUGUUUUAUCCCUUGGACCUUGGCACGGUGUUUGCAGAGAGGCUGGGGACAUGGGGACAUCUCUGGGGACACAGGGACAUCUCUGGGGACAUGGGGACAUCUCUGGGGACACA
Messenger RNA from Melozone crissalis (California towhee), 2631 nucleotides. RefSeq names its product KIAA0513 ortholog. The coding region runs from base 277 to 1530 and encodes 417 amino acids. The transcript has 13 exons. Lineage: Eukaryota; Metazoa; Chordata; Aves; Passeriformes; Passerellidae. The record is from RefSeq and is a predicted model, not a curated record.